AUGCAGACGAAUUUCGAGCAACUGAUUGUUGAAGCUACUCAGUCGUCAGUAUCGUCUGAGACUCUGGAACAAUUAACUUUGCAUUUUCAACAAAAUCUUGGACAGUCAUUGCCAGCGUUUCUAACGCAGAUAUACAAACCAUUAUUAUUGUUAGAGCAUAAAGUAUGGCACAUAUUUAGUGAAAGUUCCAAUAACUGGUGUCAACAGUCAUCCUGUUUGGAAUUUUUCCAAGCUUUGGCAGCAUUCAAUAAAAAUCUUAUUUUUCAAUCCGAAAGCAUAACGAUUGAAGAAAAGAUUUCUCUUCUCAUUCCUGAAUCAAUCGACUUAAUCAACACAAUAUUCGAACGGAUCGACAAAUGCACGGAUGAUAGCAAUAAUUUAAUAACUUACGCCAAUUACUGGUUUAAGAAUCUUUCGUAUCUGGUUCAUGAAUAUCCUCAACUGCAACAAAUACCUAUGAUCGUUCACAUCAAUGAAUAUUUUGCGGAACACUUCUUGCUUACUGAGAAAUUUCGAUUUUAUCUCAGUCAACUUUGUGAACCCAAAGCAUCAUCGAUCAUAUUUACAUCCAAGCAAUUAUUCUAUCUACAAACAUGUCCAUUGUCUCUGAAUACCUACUUUUAUACGGAUCCAACGGUGUUUGCUUUUGGACCAGAACCAAUUCUUAAACAUGUAGCUAAUGAAUAUCUACAAAUAAUACAAGUACAAAGUUUUCUAGUCGAAUCAUGGAGUCGAGAAUUACUUGGUUGUAUGACCCAUCUGAUUGGAUUUAUGCGUUCGUUUCUCUGGUGGGCUCGAGAUCAAGGUACUGAACUAAAUCAUCUCCUUGUCACAGAAAAUAUCCUGUGUGAUUAUGUACGAGCAUUGCUGCACAUCAUAGAAUAUGAACCAUUUUACAAAUCUCUAAAGACACAAUGGUGCAAUGAUGAAACAAUUUUAUUCGAUUCUAUCUUACUCUUUUUGAUGAAUAUUAUACAAACACAAAAUAUAGAUUGGUUCUUUCGUUCAUUUCAACAAUUACCGACUGUUUUGUUGAGACUAGCAGACGCAUCCGCAUAUUAUCGAAUCUAUCUAUGUUCCUAUGGCAUAUUGAGUGAAGUGCUGUCAGAAGAAUAUUUGAAAGAAUUGAAGAUCACAGACAACAUCAAGGUUCUAUUUUUUAAUCUGCUCGAACAAGCAUGGAAUAAUCCGGUAAAGAAAUUCAAACAAAUACAUAUUGGCUAUUUCUUGAGAGGUUUUCUCAAUUUAUCGAAAAAUGAUUUUAUUCAAGAAGGUACAGCGAAAACAAAAAGAAUAACGUUAUUUGUUGAUAUGUGUGAUCAGUAUCCGAUCGUUUUCGACAUUAUCUGGGCUCUCUCAUUCAACCAUGAUAUUCAACAGCAACUUCGCGAAGAUACACCAUUCAUUCACAAACUCACUCGUUUAUCGAAUCAAGCCACCGAAGAACAAAUCAGAAAGGCAGUUGAUGGCAUACUCUGGAACUUACAGAUCCACCAACAGUCUCAUCCAUCACCUGAUAUCUCAUCUCAAAACGCUUUCGAUAUCAUGAUCAGCUACUCUCAUAAAGACAAGCCUCUCUGCAAACAGAUCUACGAUGAACUCACUCGACGAAACUAUCGAGUAUGGAUUGAUUUCGAUCAAAUGCACGGAAACGUGAUGGAUGCCAUGGCAGAAGCCAUCGAUCGAUCACGAUCUAUCAUCAUUUGUAUGAGCGAAGAGUAUCGAAAGAGUAAUUUCUGUCGAGCAGAAGCACACUAUGCAUUCCAGCAACAGCGUCACAUAGUUCCUGUACUGAUGCAGAAGCACUACAAGCCAGAUGGGUGGCUAUUGUUCCUGAUGGGUCAACUGCUGUAUGUUAAUUUCACGAAGUACGAGUUUGAUCAAGCCAUGGGAAUGCUUCUGAAAGAACUCGGUGCAAAUGAUGUUCAUCAAGUCGAUGUUCAACCUGUAGUAUCAAAAGACGCUGCAGAAGUGUCAUUGCCUUCUGUUCCACGCACUACAACUUCCAUAACAAAACCGUUGUCACUCGACACAGAACGACACAGCAUGCUCCAAUGGGCACAAGCUGAAGUACAAGAAUGGCUCACGAACCAUCACCUCGUGCAAUUAUGUCGCCUGCUGAGUGACUGUGAUGGUCGAAGUUUAGUUCAUUUGUACAGGUAUAUGAAAGGUGGUGAGAGAUCAGUCGUGGUGUCAUUAUUACAAGACGAUUGUAUUCGUCGACUGAAUGAAAGCAUAUCACUAAUUGAGAUCUCACGUUUUCGAUCGUUGAUGCACCAACAGAAGUGUAAUGAAAAUUCAACCAACACUACAAAGACGGCUGAAAGGACUUUUUGA
Molecule: messenger RNA, 2337 nt
Organism: Adineta ricciae
Lineage: Eukaryota; Metazoa; Rotifera; Eurotatoria; Adinetida; Adinetidae
Source: the annotation of a GenBank genome assembly